AUGCCCAUCAUGUGGACUCCGACAACGGUUGGGCGCGAGAUCUUGUUCGCCAUCGUCCUUUUCUUUGCAACUUCGGUUAUUGCGAUGGAUAUCCUGAUCAACUGGCGAGAGAUGUCCUUUCAGAGCCAGAACAUUCCGCUCAAUAGCACUGACUACCGGAUCUACUUUGCCCAGAGUUUCAAGGCACGCAACCGGAUGGCAUCUCGCGCACACAUAUAUUCAGGCGCCUUCCUCUGCAUGUACGCCGAUAUCUCGAAAGCCGGCCGCCUUCCUGCCUACGUUCCCAAGCUUAUCAAAGCCACGGCGGCCCUCUGCAUUUGUACCUUCUUGGCUGUGCUCAUGGUUGCUGUUCUGUGGUGUCGACCAUUGUCCAGGAAUUGGAGCUUGGACGAGGACGAAUACUGCAGCAUCCAGACGAGCAAGUUCGGACUGCUAUGGGUCAGCAUCCUGCACCUACUUUCCGAAACGAUGGUCCUCGCAAUCCCAGUCAUCAUCUUCAGCUACAUACCCAUGCACGGCGGCGAGCGUAAAGCCUUCGUCUUCGUCUUCGCUCUCGGGAUGUGCACAGUGGGCGCCGGAAUCGCCGGGAGUGCCCUCCGGAUCGAUUCCCAAAUCACCAACAUAAAGCGGGACCCGACGGAGCCAGACGAUAUCGCCUUUAUCCUCGAGGUGCGCACCCGGGUCGCUCGGGUUCAGCUGGCGUACGUGGCCGAGAUCUGCUGUGCCACCCUGGUGCUUGUCAUGCCGUUCCUGCGAGUUCUGGUUCGAGGGUGGAGUCGGAAUGGGAAUGGAGGGAGGAGUCUCGUUACGGAAUACCCUUUGCAACAGCAGCAGGGAAGGCUCGGCAGCUGCUCACUCGAACGACAGCAGUUGGGAAUCAUUCCGCCGACCAGGAGACAGUCGUUCGACUCGUAUGUUUCGUUGCCUGCGAGCAAGGCCGGUGCUGAGGAGGGAGGCCGCUCGUCACCGUCCCGUCUGACUCCGUCUGCACUGUCAAAUCGGGAAUCGUUCAUGGAGCUUCCAGUAGUCGUACGGGCAGCCUGGUGGCCUCAGUCAAAACCUGGGGAGACCAAUCUCUCUGCAGGCUGAGCGACACAGUGUUGCCUUCCGGACAGACUUUGUGGCCUGGAGCCACAACGCAUCGCGGGGCGACGCCGAAAGUUGUCGUAGCCAGCUCGAACAAAGUUUCCAGGGAACGAAUUGUCAUGGGCUUCCGACGAUUGCAUCGAACCACAUGGAGCGACUCAGUAGGCUAGUCCACGCAAUCUCACUCGUGGCUUGGGCCGCGAGUGACUCGGGAAUUUGAG
Tricharina praecox is the source of this 1307-nucleotide messenger RNA. RefSeq lists its product as uncharacterized. NCBI's taxonomy places the organism in Eukaryota, Fungi, Ascomycota, Pezizomycetes, Pezizales, Pyronemataceae. The record is from RefSeq and is a predicted model, not a curated record. The transcript has 5 exons. The coding region runs from base 1 to 1089 and encodes 362 amino acids.